CUCUUCCCGGCCAUUCGUAUAUAAAUAUGCCUAGAGAGAGAACACAUCAAGCGACUGCGACUGAUACUGAGUCGGAAAGGAAAGAGAAUCGUCUUCUUCGGAGAUACCGCAUUUCUCCAUUACUGAAUAUCCUCGAUUCUUCAACGAUUCUCUGGAAAGGAAGUAGUGAUGGACCAGAAGCAGUUUCUAUUGUCGGCAUUGAGCGUCGGAGUUGGUGUCGGAGUUGGUCUUGGCCUCGCUUCCGGUCCAACAGUUAGCAGAUGGACCGGCUACGGCGAUUCGUCAGCCGUCGGACUUACGGCGGAGCAAAUUGAGCAGGAGUUGUCACGACUCGUCAUAGACGGAAAAGAAAGUAAGGUCACGUUUGAGAAAUUUCCGUAUUAUAUCAGUGAGCGGACGAGAAUUUUAUUGACUAGCGCAGCUUAUGUAUAUUUGAAGAACUUGGAUGUUUCCAAGUACACUCGGAAUCUAACUCCGGCCAGUAGGACUAUUUUGCUCUCAGGACCUGCUGAACUUUAUCAACAAAUGCUCGCAAAGGCUCUUGCUCAAAACUUCCAAGCAAAGCUGUUAAUACUAGACGUAGCAGAUUUCUCUCUUAAGAUGCAGAGCAAAUACGGUUGUGCCAAAUCUCAGCCUGGUUUCAAGAAGUCGAUUUCGGAGGUGACGUUGUCUAGCUUGUUCGGCUCCUCCUUCUCUAUUUUUUCACCCAAGGAUACUAACAACAAAGCACCUCCUACUCGCACCUUAUCCAGGCAGAGCAGCGGAGUAGAUCUGAAAUCAAGUAGAGCUCUUGAAGGUACUAAUGAUCCAUCAAUUCAUAGUAGAAGAUCCUCUAUCUCUUCUGAUUUAAGUACCAUCAGCUCCCACUGCUCUUCUUCUUCGUCGUCCUCUUCUAUUCCAGCGCAAAAGCGAAUGAGCAGCUGGCCUUUUGAUGAAAAGAUGUUAUUGCAAUCGCUAUACAAGAUUUUGGUUUCGAACUCGGAAAGUGGAUGUAUAAUUCUAUACAUCAGGGAUAUUGAGAGGCUUGUCUUUCAAUCGGAAAGGCUGUACAAACUGUUGGAUAGAAUGCUAAAGAAAUUAUCGGGAUCGAUUUUGGUACUUGGCUCUCGGAUGUUGGAUGUGGACGAUGAUUGCAAUGAAGUGGACGAGAAACUCUCCCGUUUGUUUCCUUACAAUAUUGAAAUAAAGGCACCGGAAGACGAGAGCCAUCUUGUAAGCUGGAAAGCCCAGCUGGAGGAGGACAUGAAGGUUAUCCAGUUUCAGGAUAAUAAAAAUCACAUUGCUGAAGUCCUUGCAUCUAACGAUCUUGAAUGCGAUGAUCUUGCCUCCAUCUGCCAUGCAGAUACUUUGAUCCUCAGUAACUAUAUUGAAGAAAUAGUUAUAUCGGCCAUAUCAUUCCACUUGAUGAAUAACAAGAAUCCUGAAUACAGGAAUGGGAAGCUUGUGAUAUCAUCGUCAAGCUUAUCACAUGGAUUGAGCAUCUUCCAGGAUGGUAAAGGCUGUGGGAGAGAUACUCUCAAGCUGGAGGCUAAUGCUGAAUCAUCAAAGGAAUCUGAAGCCGAGAAAAACAAUGAGAAAGAUGGAGAGAAAAAAGCACCUGAAGUUACACCUGACAAUGAAUUUGAGAAACGGAUAAGGCCGGAAGUGAUCCCAGCCAAUGAGGUUGGAGUGACAUUCGCUGAUAUUGGUGCGAUGGAUGAGAUAAAAGAAUCACUUCAGGAAUUGGUUAUGCUUCCUCUUCGACGACCCGAUCUAUUCAAAGGGGGAGGCCUUCUUAAGCCUUGUAGAGGAAUACUUCUUUUCGGACCUCCAGGAACUGGAAAAACUAUGCUUGCUAAAGCUAUUGCCAAUGAAGCUGGUGCAAGUUUCAUCAACGUCUCAAUGUCAACCAUCACGUCCAAAUGGUUUGGGGAAGACGAGAAGAAUGUCCGAGCACUCUUCACUCUUGCUGGAAAGGUUUCUCCUACUAUUGUAUUUGUGGAUGAAGUCGAUAGCAUGCUUGGCCAACGGACCAGAGUUGGAGAGCAUGAGGCUAUGAGGAAAAUCAAGAACGAGUUCAUGACACAUUGGGAUGGACUUUUGACUAAACCCACAGAGCGCAUUCUUGUUCUUGCCGCCACAAAUAGGCCAUUUGAUCUCGAUGAAGCAAUUAUUAGGCGGUUCGAGCGCAGAAUUAUGGUUAGCCUCCCAUCAGUGGAGAACAGGGAAAUGAUACUGAAAACUCUUCUGUCAAAGGAAAAAGUAGGAGAUCUUGACUAUAAGGAGCUUGCAGUCAUGACAGAAGGAUAUAGUGGGAGCGACCUUAAGAAUCUUUGCGUCACAGCAGCGUAUCGACCUGUUAGGGAGUUACUACAACAAGAGAAGCUAAAAGACAAGGAGAAGAAAAAAGUGGAAGCUGAUGGACAGAGUUCAGAAGUUGCACCGGACAAAGCAAAAGAAGAGGAAAAAGAGGAAAAAGUAAUCAUCCUCAGGCCAUUAAACAUGGAAGACAUGAGACAAGCUAAGAAUCAGGUUGCUGCAAGUUUUGCAACGGAAGGAUCGGUAAUGAGUGAACUGAAACAAUGGAAUGACUUGUAUGGAGAAGGAGGAUCAAGGAAGAAGCAGCAAUUAACUUACUUCCUUUAAAAAAACAGUAAAAAAACAGCAGAUUGUUAGACAAAUUUCUUUAAAGGGUUUUUGUAAGGAUUCAGAACAGCAACCAAAAACCAUAUGUUUGGAAGGAAAGUAAUGGAGAAGUUUCCGCAAUGAAAGCUAGAUAAUAAAGAGAUUCAUGAAACCAGGUAAAUGCCCGAAGAUAAUCUAAACACGAGUCGGAAGCUCUUGGAUUUUGAAUUGUUGCAUAGAUUCUCGCAUUUCCACGACACCUCUAUUGGCUUGAUGGUUGCAUUUUUUUGUUUUAGAAUUGUGUGGGAGUUCAUAUCUACAGGAAGUAAUUUAAGGAUUGUGUUUUAUUACAUGUUGUAUAUUAGAUUGUCGGAUUAAUAAUGCAUGUAAUUAUUAAAGUCUUAAGGGAAAUUAUUGCAUUGUAGAUGGAAUUGUUGGGAACUGAUAUUCCUUAUGUUGUAAAUGAGCUUUGCCUACGAUUUUAUCA
This is a messenger RNA of Impatiens glandulifera, 3091 nucleotides long. RefSeq lists its product as uncharacterized. The record is from RefSeq and is a predicted model, not a curated record. Lineage: Eukaryota; Viridiplantae; Streptophyta; Magnoliopsida; Ericales; Balsaminaceae. Gene Ontology annotation, cellular component: mitochondrial outer membrane. The transcript has 17 exons. The coding region runs from base 169 to 2625 and encodes 818 amino acids. Gene Ontology annotation, molecular function: ATP binding; ATP hydrolysis activity.